Lecanosticta acicola is the source of this 639-nucleotide messenger RNA. NCBI's taxonomy places the organism in Eukaryota, Fungi, Ascomycota, Dothideomycetes, Mycosphaerellales, Mycosphaerellaceae. The record is from the annotation of a GenBank genome assembly.
AUGUUGAACGCCACAUCACCACAGUACGACUACUUUGCAAUGUACGAAAAUUACCGGGACCGUCAACACAGCAUCAGCCAGCUCAGCAGCGCCACCACCACCCCACCUGAACUCCCCAUGACUGAAGAAUUUCCCACUCCCAACGGCUUUGAUCCAGGUCUCCCUUUCGAUUUUGAAGAAGACCCAGGUACCUCACAAGACGAAGAAUCUGCCGCACCACCAUCACCGCGAAAUUGCGGCCACGAGACGAUCGAUCCCGACUGCGCGAGCUGUCUCGUCCGCUGGCAUCUCGCCGCCGACUGGGAUGACUUCGAUGGAAUCCACAGCUCCGACGAGCACGCUCAUCUCGCUCUCACCCGCCAGCGCGCCCACGUACAAGGCGAAAUCCGAAGUCACAGAGCCUACUUCGGUCCCCGGGGCAGUCUGGACCUCCACACGAUCACAUGUCCCCGGGUGGGCGAGAGGGACAGGCACAACCUCAAGCCGUCGAAUUGGAUCAAGAGGAAGUUGGGACGGAUGGGAGUUUUGAGAUUGGUGCGCAGGGUGAAGUGGGCUGUGAGGAUGUUUGUGGAGGAGUGGAGGGAGCUUGAGGAGAUUGGGGAGGGAGAGCAGGGGAUGGAUUUGAGUUAUCGGGUCUAG